UUAUCGAAAAGUCACUGGAGCUAAAGCUAAAGUUUCAUCUAGCUUUCCAUUCUUGAAUUUUAAAACAGAAUUUUGUUUAAAACACUGUCUGUUUUUUUCUCGACGUUUAAAACACUGCUUUAAACGUUUCAAACAUACGGUGAUGUUUUAAACUGACAACACUGAAAAUUAUCAAAUUAUAGUGUUAUCAUCCGUAUGGGAAACGUAUUUGUCCCUCAAGUUAAUUUUUUAACGAAUUUCUGAAUCAAAAAUCUGUUUGUAUUUUGAAGUGUUUUAUUCGUUUUCCUGGUGUUUUUCGAACAACUUUUUAAAAAAUUAUACAUUUUUGAAAUUCUGUUCAGGUAAUUUUGUAACCGUGACGUUUUUGGCGAGGAAGGAGGUAGUAUUUCAUCCAAGAUCUUUCUUUCUAGUCUUGACGAAGCAAUUUAUUAAAUUUGGAACAGUUCUAAUGGAAAUGGAAGUUCAACAUCACCAAGAAGUGGAAAUGACCCAAGUCUUGUCAGAAUUGUACGAUAUUUUCCAUCCGACUCCGGUACCACUGAAACAACUAUCAGCAAUCGCCAUUAGCCUACAAAUAUGGCGCUAUAAAGUGAAUGAAUAUCGCAUAGGUGGAAAGUUGAAAGAAUUUGACCCAUGCAGCCUACGAAAAGAUAAUACCUGGAUGAAAACUAUGCUUCCUGAUUUACCGUCCUCGGUUUACAAGACGAUCGAAGAAGUUAUCUCAAGAUUCGGACAUUCGAUGGAAUUUUGGCGAAUUGAGCAUUAUGAAAGAGGAUUUUGUUUUCAAUACAGUGAUGAGAACCAUGUUUUAGAAGACUUCGAUGAUUUUUCUUGCGAUUAUGAUGGCUCUAUUGAUUACGCGAGGACAGCCGAACGUAUGAUGCGUUGUGAACGAUUCAAUUCGAAAAUGAAGUUUACAGUCGCUUGUAUGUAUUUCUUCGAAAACGAUAUAAGACGAGUUUGGCCAUCUGUAUCGAGAAACAUGAACUUAGAUGGUAUUAAUUCUUACGAAUGCCCACAACUGUACUAUUGGGAUUGCCUUCUCACGAAUAAAUUACACCUUAUACCAACCGGGACGAAUGCAUUUCUUGAUGAAAGAGUUUUCAGGAUGUGCAUGCCUUGUAAUAGACCUUCGGUCGAGUAUUUUUGGAAUCGUGUACCUGUGGAAAAACAAGUACAAAGAGCUGUUGCCCAGCUUAAUGGUUAUGAUUUCGUUAGAUUCAUUUUACCAAAACUGAAUGAUCAGCAGCUCGAUGAAUUCGUCAACAACACAGAUGUUCAUGACUUGUAUAAAGUGUUUAUAAGUCUUCAUUGCGAUGAAUGGGUUGUCCUGAGAACUUGGUACUACAUUAGGAACAUAAUAAAGGAAAGUAAUUUUACUAAUUUGAUCAUUCGUAUGUUUGCAUACGAGUAUAAUGUAAGAGAUAAAUACUUUGACCGGGAAAAGUGGCCAUAUUUGAGUUGUCAGAUAUGGAAUCAUGCAACGCCUAAUUUAAAACGAUCGGUGAUCGUCAGAGUUAUUUCGUCGGACAGUAGCUGGUUCAAUGGUAUCCGUAUGGCAGCCAAUUAUUCUGAUUAUAAUAAGGUAAACGUCGAGUUGUUAUUGACUACUCUACAAGAUGCAUCUUUGAAAGAAAGAAACUUAUUCUGGCGUAAUUGUUGGGAUCGUUUAGUCGACGAAACACUAGUAGGCGAAGAUUUGCAACGAGUAAUAGAAUUGUGCUUUGAGAACGAAGAUGAGAUCAAUCAGUUCAAGCAGAACGUUCUGGUUAAAAGCGAAGAUUUCUUUAAAUUGUGUGUAAGAUUAUUGGAAUGUGCGCUGUUCAAAAAAUUGAAUUCCUUAGUGCGUUUCUGUUGUCCCGAAUCGCCAGCAGCGUGUAACUUCAGGGAACAAGUACUGCAAUCGGUGUUUCUCGAUGGACAUUGGAAUCUCACCGGUAAGCAUGUCCAUAAAGUCGAUGAAUUUAAUGACUUUGUUAAAGAUGUUUCUAGCAAUUUUAAAAAUCGGUUCAUUUCGUCGCCUUCGUUUAUGGAGCAGUUAUUAUUCCUUUUAUCCAAUGAAUUCCAACAUGUUUAUUCGCAUAUGAUCAUCAAAUUUAUCGACACCCUUGUUACAACAGAAGAUACCGUAAUGCAAGCCAAAAUGAAUCUGAUUGAUGCGUUGAAAGCGUAUUUGAAGAAGUAUACAUGUAAGCGUGGCGAUACAUUUCGUGACCUUGAGUUCGACUCGAUUUUAUUGUGGUGCUUGGGAAGUAAUGAAAGAGUUGAAGAAUUCAGACUAAACUGCGCUGCGUUGUAGAGCCAGAUGGCAACAAAAAUCAAGUCGGAGAAUUUGUGAGUUUUUAUUCUAAAUAAUUACGAGUUAUCAAGUAUGUACUUAUGUUAUAGGUUUUCUACGCAGGUAGGGUGCCUAUGUUGAGAAUUUUCAUAAGAUUUUCGAAGAUGUGAAAGGAUUUUACUGUUAAGUUAUUGUGUAUUCAGGCACCUUUUACACCUUUUACUAGUAGCUAUUUUCGAGUUUCAGGUAGUUAAUGAUUUUUUGACAUACAAUUGAAUGUUCAGGUGACCAAAUCAUCAACUGUAACGAUUUUUUUAUAAAAUUUGUAGUAGUACAAUUAUGUUGUUUUGAAUGUUGAGUAGUUGAUUCGAGCUAUUUCAGUCAAAUUCAGACAGUUUUUGCUAAUUUUAUUUUUUUUCUCAUUUUUGUUUUCGAAAUGAGAUUCUAAUAGGUAAUUUAAUGAAGUUCUGAAUUUUUUUUCCGAAUAAUUUGUGAGUGGUGUGUGUGUGCUUUCCAAUAUUUUCGAAGAGAAUCAAUUUUCAACGAAUUUUCAAAAUUUUCGUUGCUAUUUUGGUGACUUGUUUCACAAUAAGUACUUAUACGACGAGUAUUUCAUUUAUUUAUGUAAGUUCUUGGUCAAUUAUUUUCGAUUUUUGUUUAUUUCAUAAUCAGAAGUUCUCGGAGAAUUUGUUAUUUUGAAGAGAAGUUGUAUUUUAGAUUUAUUUUAUUUUUAUUACCCACGCUAGUAUUUUUUAUGAUUUGAUUUACCUAUCAAGUAUUCUCAACUAUUUUGAUUGGGUUAUGAAUUCUUGUAUCUCAAAUAUCUGUAUUAGAUCAUAAAUAUACCUAUUAAAAUGAAAUUUCUUGUGAUGU
This is a messenger RNA of Planococcus citri (citrus mealybug), 3151 nucleotides long. RefSeq lists its product as uncharacterized. The record is from RefSeq and is a predicted model, not a curated record. The transcript has 2 exons. Lineage: Eukaryota; Metazoa; Arthropoda; Insecta; Hemiptera; Pseudococcidae. Bases 449 to 2299 code for a protein of 616 amino acids.